AUGAAGAGUAAAGGGUUUAUCCCAAGUAGUACAUCAUACAACUCGCUUGUGAACGCUUUGGCUCUUAAUGGAGAGGUUGAGGAGGCACUGAAGUAUUUGUGGGAGAUGAUUGAGAAGCAAAGAUCAGCUGAAUUCAUUACUUAUGGGACAGUGCUUGAUGAAAUCUGCAGACAAGGAAAGGUUGGAGAGGCAAUGAGGUUGUUGAAGGAGUUCCUAGAGAUAGACCUUCUGAAUGGGCAUACUUACAGGAAGCUUCUAUAUGUGCUUGAAGAUGACUAUGGAGAUUCGAGUGCCCACUCUCAAUUCAGCUCACCUCAAACAGUGCCAUUAAGAAAUCAGCACACCACUCUACGAGAGCUUGCUGCCAAGUAUGUAUCACCGGCAUCUCUUCCAUUGGCACGUGCUCUCGUGGCAUCCUCCUCCUCGUCCAGGAUAAAUCCAAGUGAUCUGGAAGAUUCUUUACUUCAAUUGGUCCAAGAGCACCACCAUGCCUCCCUCAGAAUCCACAAACUCACUGAGAAGGCACAGAAUGAAGCCACUAAAAAGGCAGUGUGUGUGGCAGAGCUUCUGGUUGGAAGCAGUAAACGGUGGGGUGAAAGAGUUUUUGACUCUUUUGUUGUGUCGAAGGAAAUCGGAGACUUUGAGACCUGGAUGAAGAUAAUGGAAUUUUAUUCUAAAAACAUCAAUGCAGCUAUCCACAAUAUUCACCAAGCAUGA
Prunus armeniaca (apricot) is the source of this 717-nucleotide messenger RNA. NCBI's taxonomy places the organism in Eukaryota, Viridiplantae, Streptophyta, Magnoliopsida, Rosales, Rosaceae. The record is from the annotation of a GenBank genome assembly.